CGCUUGCCGUUCUCAUCGCAAGACAACAGCGAGCGGAGGACAAUGUCGAAAAAGGGAGGCGUAGCGACGGCUGCGCAGCUCGUCAAGCUGCUCGUGCCAGCGGGCAAGGCGAGUGCACAGCCGCCCGUGGGCCCCGCGCUGGGAGCAAAGGGUGUCAAGGCGAUGGACUUUGCCAAGGAAUUCAACGCUCGGACGGCGCACCUCGAGCCGGGCUUGCCAACACCCACGCUCGUCACAGUCAAUCCAGACAGGACGUUUACAUUUGAGACGCGCACACCGCCGACGUCGUUGCUGCUCAAGAGGGCCGCCGGCAUCACGGCUGGGUCGGGCCGCGCAGGCUCAGAGAUGGUGGGCGACGUGAGCGUCAAGCACAUCUACGAGAUUGCAAAGAUCAAGAUGGCAGACGUCAAGGGCGUCGGCGAAGAGCAGAUGUGCAAGGUCAUCAUGGGCAGCGCAAAGAGCAUGGGCCUGAGAGUCGUGCGAUGACGAGCAACCAGAGACAAAAACUGUAUCAGUACACAAGCAUGAUGAUGUUAUUACAGGGAUUGACUGAGAAUUUG
Acaromyces ingoldii is the source of this 560-nucleotide messenger RNA. Its product is annotated as putative MRPL19-mitochondrial ribosomal protein, large subunit. The transcript has 3 exons. Bases 43 to 486 code for a protein of 147 amino acids. Gene Ontology annotation, molecular function: large ribosomal subunit rRNA binding; structural constituent of ribosome. Gene Ontology annotation, cellular component: mitochondrial large ribosomal subunit; ribosome. Gene Ontology annotation, biological process: translation. The record is from RefSeq and is a predicted model, not a curated record. Lineage: Eukaryota; Fungi; Basidiomycota; Exobasidiomycetes; Exobasidiales; Cryptobasidiaceae.